Molecule: messenger RNA, 732 nt
Organism: Myotis lucifugus (little brown bat)
Lineage: Eukaryota; Metazoa; Chordata; Mammalia; Chiroptera; Vespertilionidae
Gene: MGST3
Product: microsomal glutathione S-transferase 3
Exons: 6
Coding region: 161-619 (152 amino acids)
Cellular component (GO): endoplasmic reticulum; nuclear envelope; membrane
Molecular function (GO): glutathione transferase activity; glutathione peroxidase activity
Source: RefSeq, a predicted model, not a curated record
GCCUGGGGGCGUGGCCUUAGCGCUUCCGGGGGCGGGCCCUAUUCCGGGGCGGGGCCUUCUGGAGCCACGCCACGCCCUGCCCGAGGCCUGGUCACUUCACCCACACUGCGCUCGGCAGCUGCGGUCUGCACCAGCCCUUCGGAGGCGAUCCAGAGCCGAGAUGGCCGUCCUCUCCAAGGAGUACGGGUUCGUGGUCCUGACCGGGGCCGCCAGCUUCAUCAUGGUAGCGCAUCUCGCCAUCAACGUCUCCAAGGCCCGCAAGAAGUACAAGGUGGAGUAUCCCACCAUGUACAGCACGGACCCUGAAAACGGGCACCUCUUCAACUGCAUCCAGCGAGCCCACCAGAACACGUUGGAAGUGUACCCUCCCUUCUUAUUUUUCCUCGCGGUGGGAGGUGUGUACCACCCGCGAGUCGUUUCGGGCUUGGGCUUGGCCUGGAUCGUGGGACGAGUUCUCUAUGCCUACGGCUACUACACAGGCGAGCCCAGCAAGCGGAGCAGGGGGGCCCUGGGCUCCAUCGCCCUCCUCGGCCUGAUGGGCACCACUGUGUGCUCCGCCUUCCAGCACCUCGGUUGGGUUAAAACCGGCUUGGGCGGUGGGUCCAAGUGCUGCCAUUAAGGGUGGGCAGGGUGUUAAAAACUCUCAUUCAUUUUGAAUGACUUACUUUUAUUUCCAGUUACUUUUUUUUUCUAAAUAUAAUAAAAUUUAUCUGGCACCAGCCUCCUAAGUAA